Molecule: messenger RNA, 2799 nt
Organism: Paralichthys olivaceus (Japanese flounder)
Lineage: Eukaryota; Metazoa; Chordata; Actinopteri; Pleuronectiformes; Paralichthyidae
Source: RefSeq, a predicted model, not a curated record
GCCGUCCAAUCAGGGAGCAGCGGCGCCGGCCCGGAGCGCAGCGGCAUCGUCCCGCAGCAGAUCAUCCUCUGCUGGGUCCGAUCCUCCGGGACUGGGGGGUUGUUUUGAUUGAGGUUGACGGAAUUUGUUUUUUCCACUCGCGGGGUUUUUUUUUUUUUUUCUUAUCCCCGUUUUGUCGUGUUGAAAUGCAGCAUGUUAGCUUCGCUCUGUGAGCUCUCACCCCCCCGGCCGUUCCACACUUCAGCGACGGAGACACAAACUUGUUGUAACCGAGCUGAGGAGCAACUUUUCCAGCUGCCGCAGUAGUCAACGGGCUGUCCGAUGCUAAGCUAACCCACUAGCCAAAAGUUUGGAUUCUGUUUUGUUAAAAGUUCACAGGCGACAAGGUGAACUUCUCGCCUCGGGAUUCGUUUGUCAGGCGAGAUUUCCGGGAAGCUUUGACAGAGUGAGCUGCCCCUCGGAGGCUCACUUUUCCUGGGUCAGUGCGGUGCAGGUGCACCUCCUGCGGCACCUGCGAUAACAGUAACUUAGCCCCAUCCGCAGAGAGCUAACUUUAGCCUGUUCAUAGCCUGAAGCACACGAAGACGAUGUUGUUAAACUCAUUUACUUUCGUCGCUGACAUAUUUAGAGUUUGAAGAAGUCGUUUAGUGAGUUCCAGUGUUUUAUGACCGUCAGUGGUAACAUUAGCUAAAAGCUACCCCGGCUAACCGUAGCCAGCAGCCCCGCUAGCUAGUCAUUGACCCUCACACUUCUACCGGAGUGGCGACGUGGAUGCAGGGCUGUAGACGCCGUCUCCCACAGGACUUUGGACACAGUGUGACUCUGCCGUGGGCUGCGCUGGGACUUCCCCUCUCCUCUCAGCCUCGUACAUGUGACGGCAUGAGGAUUUCAAAAAGUUACCUCUUAGCGUUUUAAAGUUUUCAUUUUUUUUUUUUGAUCUAAAAGCUCUGCACCCUAUGGUGCCGCUACGGCCACCGAGAAAUGGAUGUCUCGCAGGCCGCUUUCCCAAACGGUGAAGGGCGGCCGGGCGGCGGUGAGACCGGGGAGCAUGCCUGGACAGAUUCACCCACAGUCCGGGCGUGGGCUCACUCUGCCCCGCUCUGCCCGACCCGGUCCCUUUGGACAGCCGCGUACGACUACGAGGGAAGCGGCGAGGACGAGCUCAGCCUCCGGCGAGGGGACGUGGUGGAGGUCCUGUCCAAGGACGCAGCGAUCUCCGGGGACGAGGGGUGGUGGACGGGUAAAAUCAACCACCGGGUCGGGAUCUUCCCCUCGAACUAUGUCACAUAUCAGCCCGCUAUUUACCGUCUCCCUGCUUCGAGUGGAUCGGUGGGGACACGGGAGCGAGUCCCGAGCUCGCCCGUCCAGAUUCCAUUCAGUGAACUGGUACUAGAGGAGAUCAUUGGCGUGGGUGGAUUUGGCAAAGUUUACCGGGGCACAUGGAAGGAUCAGGAGGUUGCCGUGAAGGCGGCUCGGCAAGACCCGGACGAGGACAUAACAGCCACCUCCGGCAGUGUUAAACAGGAGGCGAAGCUUUUCUCCAUGUUGCAGCACCCCAACAUUAUCAAACUGGAGGGAGUGUGUCUGGAGGAGCCGAACCUGUGUCUGGUUAUGGAGUAUGCCCGAGGCGGGACACUGAACCGGGUGCUGACCGGAAGGCGCAUCCCUCCACACAUCCUGGUCAACUGGGCCGUGCAGAUCGCACGCGGGAUGCACUAUCUCCACGAGGAGGCCGUGGUACCCAUAAUCCACCGUGACCUGAAGUCCAGCAACAUUUUAUUACUUGAAACGAUCGAGAAUGACGAUAUCGGGAGGAAGACCUUGAAGAUCACAGAUUUUGGCCUGGCCAGGGAGUGGCACAAAACCACAAAAAUGUCAGCUGCAGGCACCUACUCCUGGAUGGCCCCCGAGGUCAUCAAGUCAUCUCUGUUCUCCAAAGGCAGUGACGUCUGGGGAUACGGAGUCUUGCUGUGGGAGCUGUUAACAGGGGAGGUACCGUACCGAGGGAUAGACGGCCUGGCUGUAGCUUACGGCGUGGCAGUCAACAAGUUAACUCUACCAAUCCCCUCCACCUGCCCCGAACCCUUCGCCAAGCUCAUGGAAGAGUGUUGGGACCAGGACCCCCAUGUACGUCCCUCCUUCUCCUGCAUCCUGGAGCAGCUGUCGGCGAUCGAGGAGGCGGUGAUGGCCACCAUGCCUCAGGAUUCCUUUCAUAGCAUGCAGGACGACUGGCGUGUGGAGAUCCAGGAGAUGUUCGAUGAGCUCAGGACCAAAGAAAAGGAGCUACGUUCCCGGGAAGAGGAGCUGACGCGAGCUGCCCUCCAGCAGAAGUCUCAGGAGGAGCUGCUGAAGCGUCGGGAGCAGCAGCUGGCCGAGAGGGAGAUCAACGUGCUGGAGAGGGAGCUCAACAUCCUCAUAUUCCAGCUCAACAAAGACAAGCCCAACGUGAAGAAGAGGAAGGGCAAAUUCAAACGUUCUCGCCUCAAACUGAAGGAUGGAAACCGCAUCAGCCUGCCCUCAGAUUUCCAGCAUAAGAUCACUGUGCAGGCAUCGCCUUCUAUGGACAAGAGGAGGAGCCUUCAUAGCACCAGCUCCUCCCCUCCCAGCAGUCCCACACUCAUCCCUCGGCUACGAGCGAUUCAGCUCACCCAGGAUGAGAGUAACCGUACAUGGGGCCGCAGCACCCUCUACAGGCCAGAAGAGUUUGAUGACGUGAAGAAGGGAAUCAAGAAGAAAGGAAGAACCUGGGGCCCCAGUUCAAUACAGAGCAAAGAAAGGCCUGCUGCUGCUGAGAGGUAG